UUCAGCAUCUAAAAAACAGCAGUCGUAGACAAGAGACCCAUUCUUCAGUUCACUGGUCAUCACAUUACUUCAGCCAGUGGUGGUGAAGCUAUGGUUGGCAGCCAAUUGGGGGCUGGGCUCAGAGUCAGACGGAGACGGAACGGGAAUUUUUCUACAAGCAUCUGACCUGAACAGUGUGCUGGAGCGCUCACAUCAAAAACACGCGCCAUCGCCAUACACAAGGAGGAAGAGACGGAAAUUGUACACUCGAAAAAUCGUUUUCGGCUACAAAUUCUAGAUUAAAAAGAAGAACACCCACGCCAAACAAUUUAUAAAGAAUUUACUUAACUGUCCUGGCAUCCUCCUCCUGAGCUGUGCAUCGACGCUUUUCAUGUCUAGGAGCAGAGAGGGAGUAGAGGCCCAACAGCGACAGUGAGUCCCUGGGAUGCACAGCCGACCCGUUCCCCCUAAUUCUCUCAGGCCCCCAGAAGCUGAAGACCGGCUGCCAUUGAGAGACCGUGUGGCUGUCCCACUGAGCAGCAGCCACCAUGGCCCUGAUUCAGGCUCUACCCGUGCCGGCUGAGCGUCACCACACCCCCGGCCUCAACGGAUCCCCCCGCCGCCACCCCUCUGCCUCCCACACGCCCACUAACCUCCCCUCCACCUCCAACUCCCAGGAGGCCAUGGGCUCCGUCAGCAGCCUCAUCGCCCACCGCUCCGGCCCGGCCUACCUGGAGCGUCAAUACCGGCCCGUUGAUAUUGGUCCCGAGCCGGGCACUUCCAAGCUCCACAGAACCACAUUGGGUGCCACUUCUUGCCUGGGCUCCUCUGACACAUCCCAGGAUCCGCUGCUCAGUAGCCUCACUCCGCCUGGCAACAGGAAGCCCUUGAUGGGGAUUGGCUCCAGUAAGGACAGCGGGACCAAUGGGAAUUACUCGUAUCUGAACCAGCACUAUGUGGGGGACUGGAAUGACAACCAUAUGGCUAACGGAAGCCCAAGGACCGGGAUUGACACCGAGGAGGCCAAGGAGGGGCAGCUGGGGAGCCUCAAUGGGAACGUAGGAGGAGCCCCGCCCAAACUGGUCCUCGUAUCGGGGAAGCUGGAGAAGAACAUGGAGAAAACAGUGAUCCGGCCCACCGCCUUCAAACCCGUCAUCCCCAAGAGCCGCAACUCCAUGCAGUACCUCUCCCCUCGCCACGACCGGUCCAGCCUAUCAGACAGCCAGAACAAUCUCAACCUGUUGUCACCUGGUAGCCAGACAGACACUUUGUCGCCCUGCUCGGAGAAACGCACCUCCUACAGCAGCGGGCGCCACGUGGGCGGGGGCAGCCAGACCUGCUCCAUGUCUGACUCGGGCCGGAACUCCCUGUCGAGCCUGCCACCCUAUGGCAGCAUCCCCUACAAUCUGCCGCCCGCAGACACCCCGCUUGUCAGUGGCCACCUAGAGCCCAUGAAGACGGCGCCCGGCAAUGUGCACGGGCACUCCAACUCGGAUAGCGGGCGCUCCUCGUCCAGUAAGAGCACAGGGUCGGGGUCGCUGAGCGGGCGCGUCCAGCCUCUGUCGGACAGCGGGUCGAGCGGGCGGUCACCAGCCCCCGUGGAGGGGGGGUACGAGGGGGUGGUGAGGGACCUGGAGGAUAAGCUGAGGGAGAGAGACGUGGAGCUGCAGCAGCUCCGAGACAAUCUGGACGAGAACGAGAUGGCCAUUUGUCAGGUGUAUGAGGAGAAGCAGAAGCGCUGUGAGCUGGAGCUGGAGGAGCUGCGUCAGACCUGCGCUACACGGAUGCAGACACACUCCCAGAAGGCCCAGCGUGCCCAGCAGGUGCUCCAGCUGCAGGUCUUCCAGCUGCAGCAGGAGAAGAAGAAGCUCCAGGAGGACUUCAGCCAGCUGCUGCAGGAGAGGGAGCAGCUGGAGGAGCGCUGCACCUCCUACGAGCAUGAGAAGAUCGACCUAGGGCCCCGGCUGGAGGAGACUAAGUGGGAGGUGUGCCAGAAGUCUGGGGAGAUCUCCUUGCUGAAGCAGCAGCUGAAGGAUGUCCAGGGAGAGCUGGCUCAGCGRGUGGGGGAGAUUGUCUCUCUGCGUGGCCAGCUUCGGGACUCCCGUGGCGAGCUCGCUACAAGCCAGGACCUGCUACAGGAGGCCACCUCCGCCGGCCGCCUGCGCACCCUGGAGCUGGAGGUGUGCCAGAACGAGCUGCAGCGCCYCAAGAGUGAGACCCAGCUCCUCCGCCAGAAGGUGGGCCGCCUGGAGGAGGAGACGGCCCGCCUCCGCGCUGACGCCGCCGCGGCCGAUCAGACAAGCCUCCAGGCCCCCGCCCACAAUGGUAGUGGAGGCAGGCAGUGCCAGGCCUUCCCGGAGGGGGAGGAGCCACAUUUGUUGAGCGACGAGGCCAAGCGGGCCUAUGAGAGCGAGGCCCUCCAAAGCCUCCGGGUGCAGAUGGAGAGUCUGAGGGCGGAGUUAGCCACAGAACGCCAGCGGGGGGAGGAGCAGGCGUGCAGCUUUGAGGAGGAGCACAGGGUCUGGCAGGAGGAAAAGGACAAGGUGAUCCAGUACCAGAAGCAGCUGCAGCAGAACUACGUGGGGAUGUACCGGAAGAACCGGGAGCUGGAGGGAAUGCUGCGGGAGCUCAGUCUAGAACUGGAGACCCGGGACGAGCUGGAGGAGCAGGACGAAGGCAGCGGCAACGAGAUCAACUUUGACGAGAUCACCGCAACUGAGAUCUGACACCACCACCUUUUCUCUUUGUGUGUCUCCCUCUCUCUAUCCGCCAUAUGCAUGUGAUCCACUAGGAGCAUCUACAGGAAGCCAAGAGAGUCUCUAUAAUUGCUUAGUAGGUCACUUCAGAAUCCUUCAGUAGGUCUCCAUCAGGGUCAGUACGGUAUGUAGUAGUCUUUUUAUAGUUGGUCUACUCUGCCUAUGUUCCUGCGCUUCUACUCCGUCUCACAAAUGUCUUAUUAUGGUUGACUCCCUCUGGCUAAUGUCGACACGUGCACACACACACACUUCCACAAAAGAAUGCGCACACACACAGCAGCUGUUUCUAGUCUAUAUUUCAAAAUGCAGUUGAAGCUCUCUGUGUGCUACAGUAGGCUCCUCCCGCUUGUGAACAUCUAGUCAAAACAUGGCCAUUCUAAGCAGAUAUUGCUAAUUUGGUUUCCUUACCUUUUUAAGAUUAAGCUGGGCUUAUUGUGUUAAAUCUAAUAGACUACCAACAUUUCUAAGACCUUGAUAUUAAGCACACUAACGUACCACUGCGGCAAGCAGCUUUGGAGGMUUGAAUUUAUUGGGCCUUUCUGAAACUGGAGCAGGUGGAGGAGUUGCAGGUAGUUCCUCAGCGUUCUGAAAAGAUAACCCAAUUUUGACCCUUAUUGGCUUGAAAUUGUACAAACACAGUGUGAUCUGAUGUGACAAUAGGAGAGUACGCUGACAGGGAGAGUGAUGGUGAAGUCAGAUGAGUCUCGUACAGCGUGGAGGGGAUACAUCCUGUCUUUCUGUGGUAUUCACUGAACAUCAUGUAACUCCUCCUAUUCCCUAGAAAUGUGUACUUCCUCCUUAUUCACUGUGGGUGUUCUUGGUAGGUAGAGCCUUAUAAAACUUGUUUUCUUCGGCAUGUUCUCAAAUACAACAGGUUAAUUGGCAAAAAAGAAGGGAAACGCUUCAAUGUCACGAUUACCAAAUGUCUCAUUCCAUGACAUAUUUGAGUAUCUAAAUAUGGACAUUAGUGAUCUCGAAUUUCCCUAUUACACACAGGAUGUCAUUUCAUUCGGUAUCUGCACAGUGUCUUCAGCGAGCAAAACAGAAACCGUGGAAAUUCAAAAGGAGACAUGUCAUUAAAGCACACUCCAAUAUGCUUUCUAUUGUUGUGAAGAUAAUCUGCUUGACGUUUUUGUGAUCUGUCUCCCGCAGAAGUACAAUAGCAUGGAUGUAUUCAUCUCUAUGGAUCGUUGUUUCUCUGAAAAGAUUUGUAUGCAGCUCUGGCCGUUUUGCGAACAUGCUUUUUGUACAGGUGACYGGACAUGCACUAAGUGAGAGAUGCUUAGUCUUUUUAUUAAGUUAAAUUAGACUGGCCAAGCUAUGACUGUUAACUUUUCAUCAAAUUCUGUAUAACGAAGCACACCCAUUCACAAGAGAAAGACACUUACUCUACAUGUCCCCAUAUCGCUGUUAACCCUUCAUUGRAGAUAUCCCUAAUACUGACAAAUCACAUAUGGUGAAAUAUAGAUAUGAUCUACUUCAAAAUAAACAUAGUCACUGUGAAUAGACCAAAGCAAUGUCACAUGUCCUGUUGGGUCCUUACAGUACCAUGUCGGCAUAUUGACGUUUGAGUGAAUACCCCUUCCAUGGUUCUAUAUUCCAUUUUUUUUUUUAUCCACAGUAUUUGUAUGAAGACAUUAAAUGUAUAUUUUCAUGCUGUAAAUUUAUUGUACCAACCGACUGUUUUUAAUAAAAACCAUUGAUAAAAACGCA
This is a messenger RNA of Salvelinus sp. IW2-2015, 4448 nucleotides long. RefSeq names its product leucine zipper putative tumor suppressor 2 homolog. The record is from RefSeq and is a predicted model, not a curated record. NCBI's taxonomy places the organism in Eukaryota, Metazoa, Chordata, Actinopteri, Salmoniformes, Salmonidae. Gene Ontology annotation, biological process: cell division; negative regulation of canonical Wnt signaling pathway.